AUGAAACGCCAACGGACACUUCCCACGUCGGCUUGGACGAUACUGUGGGGAAUGGGACAAUCAACCGGGGUUUAUCUGGGUACCGUGCCGACGCCAGUCCACGCCUGGGUGCCCCCUCUCACGAGACCGCAUAUUCGACCCAUACCACCCUCCGUACGUGCCGUUCUCGUUGACGCCCAACACACCUCCCAACCAUCGCCCGUACCUAACGACGUGCGACACAGUCUACGUACCUGUGUAUCUCUCGUGGAGCUACAGAGACGUUACGACGAACUACUCGAUAACCUUCCCGUACGCUCGCGUCCACGAUGGACGGCGGCGGCGUUGAAACGCACGGUACAGCUGUUGGCCGUCGACCCCAACAACAACAACAACAACAAUCAACACACUACCCGAACGGGACACCCAUUCCUAUCGACGCUCCUUAAGACGGUAGACACGGCUGUCGUGUCUUCCGCAGAACUCACAGGCAAUAACGGUCGGCCGAAUCCAUGUUUUUCCACAAAUCUGUCGCUCUACACACUCUGUGAUGUCUUGACCUCGCUUUCUAUACUCGCCAUUCGCACGGAAUGCGGAUACGGCAACACUCACGUUCACGAAUUCCACAAUAGACUCCAAACACUGGCACAGAAAAUAUGGAACCACUUGGCCGAACGCUCCGAUAUUGUUCUCCGUCAAGCGGGUCCCAAACGAUGGGUGGACUGCCUCCGAUCGUCACUUUGCCAUCGAUUGACCCGCGGCGAUGCCCUCGCGCAACUUUCGGCCCGUGACCUUACCGCCGUGUUACAAGCGCUCGCGGCCUCCCGAUUGGACCACGCCGCCGAACGGAACCUCCUUCGCGCCGUGGCGCGUCGUUUGCGCAAAAAAUCCGUACGAGUGAACGCCUCGGAUGCCACGCUUGCCCGGGCCGCCGCCGCGGCAGUACUACUCGCUUCACGGAAUGUUGACGACGAUAUCGCCACGACCGACGUGCACGAACUACAAACCCUCGUGUAUACCGUUACCAAAGAUCUGGUCGCCCACGCCAAGGAAUCUAACGAGGCGAGAGCGGUCUCGGAAUUGGUAGCGACACUAGUUUCCUUGUCGGCCUUUGCCGUCCCAACCGACGAUCCGUUGGUACGGGAUGCGUACCAAUGGCUCACGCAACGUGCCUUGCAAAGUCCCGAGACGUGGACGGUCACGGACCUGGCACGCUUUGCGGAAGCAUCCGUAUCCUGGAAUCUACCCGCAACCAACGAACUGGCACAAGUGCUGGCUACACACUUUGGUAGUCUUGUUGCCGUAGCGGCCCCGAAUUUUCCUUGCCAGCCGUCGCACGUGAAUGAUAUUUUGCGCUGCGCCGUAUUGCUCCACGGCCGUGACGACUCGAUUAUGAAAAUGUACCGGACGACAGCCCGGACGCUCUUUCUAGACGAAAAGUUUUUGGGAAAAUGUGAGAUGCGGGAACUAUCGAACUAUGCGUGGUUCAUGAGCGCUGCAAAAUGGAACGAUGACCAAGUGUGGGAGGCUUUGGGGAACGAAAUUCUACGCCUGGAACAUACGGAGGAAUGUUCGCCCAAAACGGCCUGCCGAGUACUGCGAUCGUUCACCAACCAAGCCUCGUACGCUGAAAGUGCACCCCAGCAAGUCUCACGUCGGUCGGAAAUGCUCUUUUGUUUGUUCCGAAACCUCGGUGAACCCUUGCUCUCCACACAAAUUUCUACCCGCGAUGUGACGUCGGCCAUCUACACGUACGCCAAGGCGCUGUACGUUGACGAUAUGGGGAUUUUUGACCAUCUAGUGGAAGUAAUGGUUGCCCGCUUGGACAAUUGCAGCAAUCGUCAGGUCGCCCAGAGUCUCUGGGCUUGCGGAAAAAUGAUGGCUUGGGAAGGGGAACUCGAAAUCGACGACCACCCGGAACCGCCUUACUUGAGCAAUUCCUGGGCGUUGGCUUCCUUUCUCUCUAGCCACGCGGAAGAGCUGUCGACCAAGGACGUGGCACAGGCACUAUGGGCCAUGGCGUAUCUGGGUAUUCGUGACGCUUCCAUUGUGAGCCCCAUCGCCAGUCGCGCCCAUGCAUUAUCUGCGGAACUAACGUCCCAAGAGGUGGCGAACAUCGUCUGGGCACUCUGCAAACUUCAGAGUCAAGACUAUAAGGUAAUUUUUGUUCUGACAAGACGCUUCGGGUUGGACAGUAAGCUGCAACCGACGCCACAGGAAGCUGCCAAUGUAUUAUACGCUCUGGGACGCAUGAACAUUCGAGACGAAGAAGUCUUUCGUAAUUUAUCCUCGGGUAUGAUUCGCCAGAUCAACAUGGCCAGUUCCCAAGCCCUCACGAACGCGAUGUGGGCGCACCGCGCCGUGCACAUUGUUCCACCCCGACUUUUGCUCGAUAGCUGGGCCACCCAAAGGCUCGGACUUGUAGGCGUCCAAUCGCAUUUUAAAGACGACGACCUGAGCGACUACACUGUAGAAUACGACUUGAUUUGA
Molecule: messenger RNA, 2469 nt
Organism: Phaeodactylum tricornutum CCAP 1055/1
Lineage: Eukaryota; Bacillariophyta; Bacillariophyceae; Surirellales; Neidiaceae
Exons: 2
Coding region: 1-2469 (822 amino acids)
Biological process (GO): regulation of mitochondrial mRNA stability; mitochondrial RNA processing
Cellular component (GO): ribonucleoprotein granule; mitochondrial matrix
Molecular function (GO): RNA binding
Source: RefSeq, a predicted model, not a curated record